Messenger RNA from Caenorhabditis sp. 36 PRJEB53466, 2515 nucleotides. NCBI's taxonomy places the organism in Eukaryota, Metazoa, Nematoda, Chromadorea, Rhabditida, Rhabditidae. The record is from the annotation of a GenBank genome assembly.
AUGUUUGGCACAAAAGUUGCGAAAGAAGCACUGAAAUGGGCGAAGGGCACCAAGUAAGUGGAAAUUAUACGUUUUUUUUGUAAAACAAAUUAUUUCACAGAGUUCCAUACAAAGAGUUUGCCGUAACAUUGGAGAAAAUCGAAGAAUUGUCCGGAAAGAAGAAAAUUGACGAGUUGGCACAGUUCUUCACAAAAGUACUAGAUUUCUCACCGGACGACCUUACAGCAUGCGUGUAUUUGUCAGUCAAUCAACUCGGACCAUCCUACGAAGGGCUCGAACUCGGAAUCGCUGAAAAUUCAUUAAUUAAGGUAUCGGUCGAUUUUCUUUGCAUAACACUCUAACUUAAAAUUAUUGCAGGCAGUGGCUCAGGCAACAGGACGAACAGAAGGAAAGAUUAAAGAGGAUCUGCGAGCAAAGGGAGACCUCGGAACAGUCGCCCAACAAUCGCGCUCGAAUCAGAAAAUGCUCGCGGCGCCGAAAGAGUUGACCGUUCCGGUCGUCUUCAAUAAGCUCACCGAAAUCGCCAAGCUCAGUGGAACGUCGGCGAUGAACCAGAAGGUGAACGUUAUCAAAGGCCUGCUCAUCGCGUGCCAAGGAAUCGAAGCUCGUUUUCUGGUGAGAAUGCUCGCUGGCAAAAUGCGAAUCGGCCUUGGCGAGCAGAGUGUUCUGUCGGCUCUAGCACACGCGUUCACUCUUUCAAAAGUCGCGGAAGAGGAGAAAAAGAUCAGCGGAGAGAAGCUGGACACGUUGAAAGACGCGAAUGUGAAACGGAUCAAAACCGCCUACUGGUAAGCAUUCUUACUGACUCUUUUCCUGGCGAACAGUAACUUUUUUCAGCGAAUGUCCCAACUACAACCGGCUCAUAGAAGUGGCGCUGACGGAAGGCAUUGACGCCCUUGUGGAGAAGUGCAAAUUGACGCCGGGAAUCCCUCUGAAGCCGAUGCUGGCACACCCGACCAAAGGAAUCGACGAGAUCAUGCGUCGUUUCCGGAAUCAGACGAUGACGUGCGAGUGGAAGUACGACGGAGAACGAGGGCAAAUACACAAGAGAGAAGACGGACAGAUUUUCAUUUACAGUCGAAAUCAGGAGAAUAACACGACCAAGUAUCCCGACAUUAUCGAAAAGAUCACUGCGUGCAUCGGCGACGGAGUCGAAUCGUUCAUCGUUGACGCCGAAGUCGUAGCCCUCGACGACACUGGGGCGAUCCUUCCGUUCCAGGUGUUGUCGACGAGAAAACGGAAGAACGCGACCGAUGACAACGGCGUCAAAGUGGGCGUGUUCCUUUUCGAUUUGCUCUACUUCAACGGUAAACCACUCGUCCGUGACCCACUUCGAAAGCGGAGAGAAUUGCUGCGCUCCAACUUCAAGAAGAUCGACGGCAGCUUCUAUUUCGCCACCUCUGUCGAUACGAACGACACGGACGAGAUCAACACGUUCUUCGACGAGGCCGUUAUGAACAAGUGCGAGGGGCUCAUGAUCAAAACGCUCGACACUGAGGCCACGUACGAGAUCUCGAAGCGAUCGCACAGUUGGCUGAAGAUGAAGAAGGACUACGUGGAUGGAGUGGGAGACACCCUCGACCUGGUUGUGAUGGGCGCCUACUCUGGAGUCGGAAAGCGGACGGGAGUCUACGGAGGCUAUCUGCUCGGGUGCUACAAUCCGACGACCGAAGAGUACGAAAGUGUUUGCAAGAUCGGCACCGGAUUCACGGACGACGACCUCGCCGAGCAGUACAAAAUCCUGCAGGAUAAGAAGAUCGACAAAGCGCCAGUCUACUAUCAAUUCGACCCGACGCUCAAACCCGACGACAUUUUCGCUCCGUCCCUUGUCUUCGAGGUGAAGUGCGCCGACAUCACCAUCUCGCCACGUCAUACGGCUGCCAGUGGGCUGACCGACGACGGAAAGGGCAUCUCAUUAAGAUUCCCGCGAUUCUUGCGAAUCCGCGACGACAAGAAUGCUGAGGAUGCGACGUCUUCGGAGCAAGUGCUGGAAAUGUACAAGAAUCAGGAGGCAGUGGCGAAUCAGAAGAUUGAAAAGGGAGACGGAGAAGCAGAAGAAGAAGAAGAAGAAGAGAUGGAAGUGGACGAGGAAAAAGAAGAAGAUGGAGAGAUGAACAAGACGAACACUUCUGAGGGAAGUUCGAAGGAGAAUCCGGUGAAGGAGGAGGGGGGGAGGAAGAAAGUGACGUCGCCGAAAAAGUCGCCAGCAAAGAAAGAAGAGAAGGUGAGCUCUAAAUUUGUUUACUGAAACAUGAAUUUCUCUAAUUUUCAGAAGCCGCCAGUAAAAUCAACAGCAGCGAAGAAAGCGCCAGUGGCCAGCAUCUUCUCGAAACCUGCCAAGAAAGAAGACGUCAAGAAGGAGAAGAAAGAAGACAUUCCGUCUCCAACGACGAAGAGUAAGAAGCAGGUCGUGGCAUCGGACUCGGAAGACGACGAGGACUCGGACGCCUUCGCGAAGAAGAAGCAGCCGGCGAAGAAGCGGUCCCGCGUGGCGAUCGACUCGGACUCUGACUAA